AUGAAUACGAAUAGCAUAACAGUUAGUCAAUGUUUUGAAAUGUAUGGAACAGACUUUGAACAAACAAAACAGAUUUUAAGGAUAGAAGGUUUUGAGACUCAUUCAGUUGUGCAAAUGUACAAAGAUCUUCUUAUUAGAACAACCAAAUCUUACUUUCAGCGAUACCAAAAUAGCUUUAGAUCAAGACUGCGUUGUACGUGUUAUAUUGCGCCUGGCCAAAUAAGAAGGGCUCAAAGUAUUCUAAGAAUUGACUUAAAGAGUACUCCUGAGCAGAUAACAUUCUUAGCCAUGCAUAAGGACUGUCAAGUACCAGAGACAUUAGUUCUACAAUGUCGGUGUCAAGGGGAGUAUAGUCCGGGUAUUCAGAAUGAGAUGACUUUAAAGAAGUUCAUCUUUUUAGUGAUUGAUUAUCGGUAUAGAGAGAUUGGGGUUAGAUCUAUCGCUGCUAGGCAUGUAGAUAGCAGUAGGAUGGGGAAGAUUCUAAGUAAUGGUGGGAAUGGGAUAAAUAAGGACUUUUAUCAAAACUUAGAUAAGAAUAAUGGGUUAGAUAAAAACUUAGAUAAGGGAAUAGAUAAGAAUAUUGGGUUAGAUAAGAAUAAUGGGAUGGUGGGAGAGAAGAGAGAAAGUGUGUGCUGUAUGGAGUCCAGAAAUACAAUGGAGUCAUGUUGUUGCAUGAGACAGGAGAUUAAUAUUUUGAAUCAAACUGAAACUGAGCAUGAUGCAUAUGUAGGAUUAAAGACAUACUUAGAUAGGCUCCUGUUUGCCCGUCAUGAAGGCGCAAGGGAGGUGGGAUGCCUAAAAGGGGAAAAACUAGACCAAAAGAUAAACGAGAUCUUCAACGAUCUUCUAAAACAGUCGCGCCGAGCGCCAGCGGCAGUUGAAUAA
Molecule: messenger RNA, 885 nt
Organism: Nematocida homosporus
Lineage: Eukaryota; Fungi; Microsporidia
Exons: 1
Coding region: 1-885 (294 amino acids)
Source: RefSeq, a predicted model, not a curated record